UAGCUGUACUUCUCCAUGGACAGGAAAUGACCCUUCCAUAAACUGCUUCUUUUAAAACAACAGUGGUGCCUGAAGCUAUCCAGUCUCUCUGUCUUUGCACCCCCACCCACCCCCAGCACACACAUACACACACACUGACACAGACACACACACAUAUUCACUCUUUCUCUCUUUCUUGCAGUAGAGGGCUCUCAGCGUACCUUCCUGCCUCAGCCUUGUGUAUACUAUUAGCUCAUGCUGUGCACAGCGUACAGCCCAUGUGCUCUGUAUGGACGUUGAUGCCGCUGUAUGUAGAUCGAUUCUCUGCAGUCUGAAAAGAUGUGUAGCACCCCUCAUGACCCUUUUUAUUCUUCUCCUUUUGGGCCAUUCUAUAGAAGACACACACCAUACAUGGUGCAGCCAGAGUAUCGGAUAUAUGAGCUAAACAAGAGGUUUCAGUCUCGCACAGAGGACUGUGACAACCUCUGGUGGGAUGCUUUUGCAACAGAGUUUUUUGAAGAUGAUGCCACAUUAACACUUUCAUUCUGUUUGGAAGAUGGACCAAAGAGAUACACCAUUGGAAGAACUCUCAUUCCUCGUUACUUCAGCACAGUAUUUGAAGGAGGAGUAACUGACCUCUACUACAUUCUAAAGCACUCCAAGGAAUCCUACCACAAUUCCUCUAUUACACUGGACUGUGAUCAGUGCACCAUGGUUACUCAGCAUGGAAAGCCAAUGUUUACUAAGGUAUGCACAGAAGGACGACUUAUCCUGGAGUUUACAUUUGAUGAGCUAAUGAGAAUAAAGACUUGGCACUUUACUGUUAGACAAUAUAGAGAAUUAGUUCCUCGAAGUAUUUUAGCCAUGCAUGCACAAGACUCUCAGGUGCUGGAACAGCUGUCCAAAAACAUCACCCGGAUGGGUUUGACUAGUUUCACCCUCAACUACCUCAGGUUGUGUGUAAUAUUGGAGCCAAUGCAGGAACUGAUGUCAAGACACAAAACGUACAACUUAAGCCCUCGGGACUGCCUGAAAACAUGCCUGUUCCAAAAAUGGCAAAGAAUGGUAGCACCGCCAGCAGAACCUACACGGCAGCCAACCACCAAAAGAAGAAAAAGGAAAAAUUCAACCAACAGCACUUCAAACAACAGUACAGGAAAUACUUCCAACAGUACCAGUAAGAAGAAGAACACGGGAUCAAACCUGAGUCUGUCCAAUCAGGUACCUGACAUAAUGAAGCUUCAGACACCACUGGAAGGAGCAUCUGUUCCCUUUUCUAGCAUCUUUUUACGGAUUCCACACCCUGCAAACUGCCUCUCUAGUAUGCUCACUUCGAGUGUUCUAAACCGGCAGAGGAGGUAUCCAGAUGUGAUGGUGGUGGGUGAGCCAACUCUGAUGGGUGGAGAAUUUGGUGAUGAAGAUGAAAGGCUUAUCACAAGACUAGAAAAUACUCAGUAUGAUGCAGCAAAUGGCCUAGAUGAUGAAGAAGAUUUCAGCAGCUCCCCAGCACUGGGUAAUAAUAGCCCCUGGAGCAGCAAACCUCCAAAUAACCAGGAGACCAAGUCUGAAAAUGCCACACCACAAGCUUCCCAGUAAGGCCAUUUUCUGCAGCCAAGCAAACCCAGUUUCUAUCAGCUGAAUUUCAUCUUUCUUGCUAUUACAGUAUUGUUCACUAAACUAAAGGGAAAAACAUUUUUCAAAGCUACAGCAUUCCAGAUGGAUAUCAGAAGCAUGUCCAUUGCAGAACCAUCAGGAAACUCUUCAAUUUGAUAUACUUCAGUGAGUUCAGUUCCACAAAGCACAGGCCUGUUACAACAGGGGAUCCUUUUUCACAUAUUUUGUUAUGGUAAAGUAACAAGGUGAAAAUUAUUAAUGUUCAAAUUGUUUUGCACAUCUAAACAAUCAUGUAAAUCCUAGUUAAUGAAAAAAAACAUUUUUUUCCAUAUUGCACCUUUAGUACUUGCUAUUGAAACAAGCCUGUAUUUAUUAAAUAUUUAUAUUCUUAUUUCCCCUUCCAUGGCUGGUUGUUUAACCAUCAAGAGGACGUUUUAUUGAUAUAUGAGUAAAGUGGAUGGUUGUUCUGAUGUUACAUAACAAACCCUGAAACAAAUAAGUUCCCUUUUAUGGAAAACACAAGGAAAAUAUUUUAUCUUGGAAAAAGUGUCAUAGGCACAUUGUCCUUCUGUUCUAGGUCAGAGACCACUGAAGAGCAUAGACUCAAAAGUUAAAUACAGAUUUGUCUUUCCGACCAUGAAGAUAAUUUAUAGGGCCACAGCUUUAUAAAAACAGAUGUACCCCAACAUUCAAAGCCAUGUAAUAAAUUGGUUCAUGGACAAUUUAAUAUGAGGUUUUUGCCUUUGGAUCUCACCUGAUAUGACAGUGUUGCUACUUGUUUGAACAGUGUUCCUAUACAAAGUUUUUUGAAAUGGCUUAGAUCAGUUUUUGAAUGACAACAUAUUUAUGUUUGACUUUAUUGGGACCUAAUUUUCUUUCCAUUUGUAUCAAAGUUCAUAAUAUGUAAAAAGCAAAAAACUCUCUAUGUUAUACUGAGGAUGUAUUUUAUGUAUGCUUUGCAAUCAAUAUGUGCCAAUAAACAGUGAUAAAACUUGUUA
Protopterus annectens (West African lungfish) is the source of this 2591-nucleotide messenger RNA. It is a transcript of the gene LDB2, whose product is annotated as LIM domain binding 2. Gene Ontology annotation, molecular function: LIM domain binding. NCBI's taxonomy places the organism in Eukaryota, Metazoa, Chordata, Ceratodontiformes, Protopteridae. The coding region runs from base 319 to 1575 and encodes 418 amino acids. The transcript is spliced from 10 exons. Gene Ontology annotation, cellular component: transcription regulator complex; nucleus. The record is from RefSeq and is a predicted model, not a curated record. Gene Ontology annotation, biological process: nervous system development; negative regulation of transcription by RNA polymerase II; positive regulation of transcription by RNA polymerase II.